AUGGAGACAGAUGAUAACAGCAACAACCUCCCGAACGGACCAGGCCUCGAAAGUAUCAAGACCAAAAACAUACGGACUGUCACAGACCUCCGCGAGAUUCUUGGGUUCGGAAGGGGUGAAUUCGACCAAUCCAGAGCCUUCAAGAAGGCCGUUAAGCACUUCGCGUCCGAGUUUAUCGCUGAGGACGGUCACCCCGGGCCCACGUUUACGAGAUGGAGCGACAGCCUUCAUAAGAAGGUCUUCUCCGACAUGGCGAGAAGGUUUCUCGAGAAACACGGGCGUGAGUUUUGGCCUGACAGUCCGAUCACCCAGCGCCUUCAGUACGAGAAGGAUCAUGCCCAACUCUUAAUCCUACUGGCGCAGCUCUUUUUUCGACAAAACGAGCUAUGCCAGCGAAAGACGCCCGAAAAGACAUCCAAAGAAAGGUCCCGAAAGACUCCCAACAAGCUGGCCUCUGUAGAUACCCCCGAGUCAAUGCCUAGAAGGUCUUAUCCAGAGGGAUCAACUAGAGAAACGCCCAUCGAUUUAGAGGACUAUGAUGCCCUGAGAGGCAAUGGACCUGGUACUUCUGCCCAUGAUCAUCACGUUGUUCUGUCUCAGGAUGAAUCAACCGAACCCUAUUCUGCACCAAAAAGUGUCUCCCAAGCACUGAACCAUCCCCCUGAGCGAUCGACCUCUGACGGUCCCAUCCUGCAACCGAGCCCGCCCCCUCACACGCAGACAGAAGAUGUGCCGCCCAUGGAAGACAUGCACGAAGAAUCUAACGCUCCAGAAGUAUCUGCAUCUUCACCGUCGGCCUCUGCUCCUGUGGCGGUGAUGGCUCUGGAGUCUGUGGAGAACCACCAUGACACCGACAGUUCUCGGCGCAAUGCCAGUGAUGAUCCUUUCGAUGGCUCUCCUGAAGACCCCAACAGGAUAUUUGACUGUGAUGCUGAACACGCUAUUCGGCAACGAUUGAGAAGUAUUACAAUGCGCGUCAUGCCGGACCUAGAAGACGGAAGCCUCCCAGAACCAGACUUCCAACCAGAAGAUGAACCAGACUUUGAGCUGCAAACUUCUCCUGGACGAGAACAAGAGCCACGCCAGGGGCGAGAGCAACUUAACGUUGAAAUGGAGCGACGAGAAUCCCAUCAAAGCGAUUUGAACUCUUCUGUCAAUGAGUGUCUAGCCAACACUACCAGCACCGAGACUGACAACAUUACCGCGUCUACAAACGACUUUAACAUCGACUACACCGUGUACAACGAUGAAGAAGAGCCAGUGUCAAGCUGGAGCCCACCGAGACACUUCUUCACCAUGUCCUUUGAUGAGCUAGUCGAAGCCCUGCCCCUGAAGCGACCCCGCGGACUUCGCCUGUGUCUGGAGGGAGCUGUGAAGCGCAAGGGGUUUUCAAGGACAGCCUGUGACCAAGAGAGGUUCAAGUUGCAUCAGUGGAGAUUCGGGGAGAUGAUGAGAAGUUGGGAGGAUGAGAUUGCCUCAAAAGGCGGACCGAAGCCUAGCUUCGAGAUUAUCAUUGAACCGCUCAAGUAA
This is a messenger RNA of Fusarium vanettenii 77-13-4, 1530 nucleotides long. RefSeq lists its product as uncharacterized. The transcript is spliced from 4 exons. The record is from RefSeq and is a predicted model, not a curated record. Bases 1 to 1530 code for a protein of 509 amino acids. NCBI's taxonomy places the organism in Eukaryota, Fungi, Ascomycota, Sordariomycetes, Hypocreales, Nectriaceae.